Messenger RNA from Equus quagga, 1133 nucleotides. RefSeq names its product mitochondrial ribosomal protein S22 (gene MRPS22). The record is from RefSeq and is a predicted model, not a curated record. Gene Ontology annotation, molecular function: structural constituent of ribosome. The transcript is spliced from 8 exons. Bases 15 to 1094 code for a protein of 359 amino acids. Gene Ontology annotation, cellular component: mitochondrial small ribosomal subunit. Lineage: Eukaryota; Metazoa; Chordata; Mammalia; Perissodactyla; Equidae.
GGCCCCUGGAUAACAUGGCGACCUGCGGAGUGUCUGUUUCCCUGCGGAGCCUCCUGACGGGUUCUCGGGGCACAGAACGGGUGUGUUUCCGGGCCCGAGCUCGGCCCUUGCCCGGCGCCCUGCUCCAGCCGCUGCCCGCGCCCUGCGGGGCGGGAAUGCCAUGCCGUCGGCUCUGCUCCGCGGCCGAAUCUGGUAGCUCACAGAUCAAGAAACCUACAUUUAUGGAUGAGGAAGUCCAAACCAUACUCAUCAAGAUGACAGGCUUGAAUUUGCAGAAGGUUUUUAAGCCAGCUAUACAAGAACUGAAGCCACCAACCUAUAAGCUAAUGACCCAGGCACAGCUGGAAGAGGCUACAAGACAGGCAGUUGAGGCAGCUAAAGUACGAUUAAAAAUGCCACCAGUUCUGGAAGAGCGAGCGCCAAUAAAUGACGUGUUAGCUGAAGAUAAGAUUUUGGAAGGAACAGAAACAGCCAAAUACGUGUUUACUGAUAUAUCAUACAGCAUACCACACCGGGAACGUUUUAUUGUCGUCAGAGAACCAAGUGGCACACUACGCAAAGCCUCUUGGGAAGAACGGGACAGGAUGAUACAAGUUUAUUUCCCAAAGGAAGGUCGCAGAGUUUUAACACCAAUAAUUUUCAAGGAGGAAAAUCUUAAGACAAUGUACAGUCAGGACCGGCAUGUUGAUGUCCUUAAUCUCUGUGUUGCCCAGUUUGAGCCAGAUUCUGCUGAAUAUAUCAAAAUUCACCAUCAGACCUACGAAGAUAUAGAUAAACAUGGAAAGUAUGACCUUUUACGUUCAACAAGACAUUUUGGUGGAAUGGCUUGGUAUUUUGUAAAUAAAAAAAGGAUUGAUGGUUUACUGAUUGACCAGAUUCAGAGAGAUUUAGUCGAUGAUGCCUCCAGCUUGGUCCAGCUGUAUCACAUUCUGUAUCCAGACAGCCAGUCAGCUCAAGAGGCCAAGGAGCAGGCUGCUGAGGGAUUACAAUUAAUUAAGGUCUUUGCAAAAACAGAAGCACAGAAGGGAGCAUAUAUAGAAUUAACACUGCAAGCUUAUCAAGAAGCAUUCAUUAGCCAUUCUGCAGCUUCCUGAAAAUAUUUUUUAAAUAAAUUUCAUUUUAUUAAAUACUAA